AUGGACGUCGAGAAGAACCUGCUGUGGCUGCCCAUAAACCUGGCGGUGCGGCAGGCAGAGGCCCCGCUGACGACGGCGCCGCGCAGGGAGCGGGCGGCAGGCGCGGCCGGCGGGGGCGGCGGGGGCGGCGAGCAGCGCGAGCGCUUCGUGCGCAGCCGGAGCCGCGAGUCCGGGGCGCCGCGCCGCCGGCUGCCCAAGACGCUGCGCCGGCUGUCGCUGCCCGUCUUCGGGGCGAGGAGAAGGUCCAGCUCGGCGUCGUCGCAGCAGCAGAAGCUGGACGAGCUGCAGGAGGACGGCGCAGAGGAAUAUCAGCUGAGAAGUGGGGGUGGCGGGGAGAUGAGGAGAAGGCGCGGGGCGCCCAGGGCAGGUGCGGCCCGCUGUGCAAGCAGCGUCUCGUGGCGCGUGCCGCGGGCCCCCGCGCUUGACGAGCGGGCCGCACGCACAGUAGCGGCGCCGCGAGUCCAGUGUCCGGCGUCCGGCGCUAAGCGCUCCGCCCCCGCCCCCGCCGCCGCCCCCGCCGCCGCUGCCCCCGUUUGGCGAGGCGGGCGGCAAUGA
This is a messenger RNA of Schistocerca piceifrons (Central American locust), 555 nucleotides long. RefSeq lists its product as uncharacterized. The record is from RefSeq and is a predicted model, not a curated record. Bases 1 to 555 code for a protein of 184 amino acids. The transcript is spliced from 3 exons. Lineage: Eukaryota; Metazoa; Arthropoda; Insecta; Orthoptera; Acrididae.